This is a messenger RNA of Penicilliopsis zonata CBS 506.65, 2407 nucleotides long. RefSeq lists its product as hypothetical. Gene Ontology annotation, molecular function: hydrolase activity, hydrolyzing O-glycosyl compounds. The transcript has a single exon. The coding region runs from base 320 to 2176 and encodes 618 amino acids. Gene Ontology annotation, biological process: carbohydrate metabolic process. Lineage: Eukaryota; Fungi; Ascomycota; Eurotiomycetes; Eurotiales; Aspergillaceae. The record is from RefSeq and is a predicted model, not a curated record.
CCGAUGCUACUGCGUGGCAGUAUGCCCAUACCCAAGGAGCGGUGCAUGGAACUGCUUUCCCACAGGAUGACCUCAGAGCCAUCAUCAUGUCGUUUAUCACGCAGGGGGCAUACAUACUGCUGAGUAGCAGGCCAUCCUAUAGACCUCUGUUUUUCCUGUCGUCGGAACUGAAACUCGUUGCCAUUGCGAUAUCAGUCCUUCGUUCGCCGAAUCAUUCGCCUUUCCCUGACCAGACAGUUUCCAUUUCACUGCAGUAUACCUGUCCUGCAGAUUGGUUUUUCCUGAUUUCUAAAAUUUGUGUCUCUUGCUCUGAGCGAACAUGGCCAAUACAGCAAGCGGGUAUAACGCCAUUGAAGAUUAUGGCUUGAUUGGAGAUAUGCACACCUGCGCCCUGGUCAGCAAGGAAGGAAGCUUGGAUUUCAUGUGCUGGCCCGUUUUUGACUCGCCUUCGGUCUUCUGUCGCCUGUUGGACAAGAACAAAGGCGGUUACUUUAACAUCAGCCCGAAUGACUCUGCUCUCAGCAAGCAACGGUACCUGCCGUACACGAACCUCUUGGAGACACGAUGGAUCAAUGAAGGUGGCGUGGUCACCCUUCUGGAUUACUUCCCUGUCUCUCCCAAGAGGACGCCUCAGUCGGAGCGUAUCCUCUCCGGCUUCUGCCCCUGCAACGAGCCCGAGGCGAAUCGUUUCAAGUCAGGCCUUCGCCAUUCGUCGGUCAUUCGAAAGCUCGACUGCUCCCGAGGCUCAAUGGAGAUGCAAAUCGAGAUCUUCCCGGCCUUCAACUAUGCGCGAGACGCGCAUACGGCCCGCUGCAAGUUGAUGGAUAAUCUAGCUGACAACCGGCUGCAGACGAUCCAUUUCGAGAGUCCUUCGGAGAAACUGCAGGUGGAAAUCUUUGCCGACUCGAAGGAGCCCGACAAACUAGGCUUUCCGCAGGCCCGAUUUGAGAUGCAGGAGAAGCCUGACAUGCUGGGCCGCGGGCUGGUGGCCAACGUAAGGCUGACUGAAGGCCAGGCACUCACCUUCGUCAUCCACAGUCCCGAGAAGGUGAUGCCCAGUGAGAACACGGUAGGCGCGCACCUCAACCGGAUGGAGAACGAGACGUUCGAUUUCUGGACCGAAUGGACGCGCAAAUGCACGUUUCGCGGGCAUUACCGCGAAACGGUCGAGCGGAGCUUGCUUAUCCUAAAGCUGUUGACCUACAAGCCCACCGGGGCCAUUGUGGCCGCACCGACGUUUUCGCUGCCAGAGGAUGUCGGCGGCUCUCGCAAUUGGGACUACCGCUACUCCUGGGUGCGCGACACGUCGUUCACGCUGUACGUAUUUCUCAAGAUGGGUUACAGCGACGAAGCCGAGGCGUACGUGGGCUUCAUUUUUGAGCGGAUCCUGCAACCAACCACCAAGGCGGCCACGGAUAGACGCCCUCUACUACCCCUCAUGUUCACGAUCCGCGGUGAGACCGAAAUCCCCGAGCUUGAGCUAGAACACCUCGAAGGAUACAAGGGCAGCAAGCCCGUGCGGGUCGGCAACGCGGCCGUCUUCCACACGCAGCUGGACAUCUACGGUGAGCUCCUGGACAGCAUCUACCUGUACAACAAGCAUGGCAACCCCAUCACGUACGACCAGUGGCUGGCGAUCCGCAAAAUGGUCAACUACGUGAUUGAGAUCCGCAACGAGAAAGACAUGUCUAUCUGGGAGUCCCGCGGGCAGAUCCAGAACUUCAUCUUCUCCAAGAUCAUGCUCUGGGUGGCCCUGGACCGGGGGAUCCGUCUAGCCGAGAAACGGUCCAGCCUGCCGUGUCCCGACCGGGAGAAAUGGCUCAAGGUCCGCGACGAGAUGUACGACCAGAUCAUGGAGAAAGGUUACAACCAAGAGCGCGGCCAUUUCUGCCAGAGCUUUGAGAGCCGCGAGGUCCUCGACGCCGCCAUCAUGAUCGCCCCCUUGGUCUUCUUCCUGCCCCCCAACGACCCCCGCUUUCUCAGCACCCUGCAGAAAGUCCUAGAUACUCCGGAGAAGGACGGCUUGUCCAGCGCCAAACUGGUGUUCCGAUAUGACCACAUCAAGGCCAACGAUGGUGCGUCCCUUUUUACUCCUUCGCCAUACUUUGCCUCAGUGUCCCUCCAGUCACUUCACCGUUACACGGUUGCCUUCAGUCAGAAUCAAAAUCGCUUGUAACUGUUCUCACUAACAGUUGUCCUUUCUAGGCGUCGCCGGCGGCGAAGGCGCAUUCAUCAUGGUGACAUUCUGGCUUGUGGAAGCCAUGGCUCGUGUAAGUAUAGCUGCAGGGCUAUCCUUGAUAUCUCGCCGCGUAUUCAAAAAAAAAAAAAAAAGAAAGAAAGAAAGAAAAGAAAAUCAAACCAGCUCACUUUUUAGGCCGCUAAAUAUUCCACCCCAAUCCCGCACCUG